This is a messenger RNA of Somion occarium, 2484 nucleotides long. The record is from the annotation of a GenBank genome assembly. Lineage: Eukaryota; Fungi; Basidiomycota; Agaricomycetes; Polyporales; Cerrenaceae.
GGGCGCUUCCGCGUCUCCCCUCUACACUCGCAACUUCGAUGUCGAAGUUGUCAUUAUCGUACUUCUAAAUUCUCUCUACCAGCUUUUCGGUUCAUCCUUAUAGCGUUUAUACCCCCAUAAAGAUACCAAACUUGGGCUUGUUCAGUAUACGAUAAGACAGUAAAGGAAGUGGCACAUGUCUACUGAUGGGUUGCAAGAGCGGCCUGCGCCACCACAAGGUACUUUAAAUACGGACGAGAAUGCCUAUCCAGAAGACACAUUCCGUAUCCUACUUGCGACGGACAAUCACAUUGGCUACAAUGAAAGAGAUCCAAUACGUGGACAGGACUCAAUCAAUACCUUCCGCGAAAUAUUGCAACUUGCUGUAAAACAUGAUGUAAGUCAUUGCGGUUGAUUUCAUUCUCCUCGCCGGAGAUCUCUUUCAUGAAAACAAACCUUCUCGCGAGACACUGUAUGAAACCAUGGCCUUACUACGAGAGUACACAUUAGGCGAUCGACCCAUUCAGAUGGAGCUACUGAGCGACCCUGAGGAAGGCAAAGCUGCUGGCUUUUCAUUCCCCGCUAUUAAUUAUGAAGAUCCGAACUUCAACGUGAGCAUACCGGUCUUCUCCAUUCACGGAAACCACGAUGACCCUCAAGGAGCUGGUCCGCAAGGCGCUCUUUGUGCUCUGGACAUGCUGUCCGUCAGCGGACUAAUCAACUAUAUGGGAAAGAUAGACCUUCCAGUAAACGACGCGGAUGCACAGAACACCGGUAUUGCAGUCAAACCUGUACUACUACGAAAAGGAAACUCUCGACUUGCCCUAUACGGCAUUGGAAAUGUCAAGGACCACCGAAUACACUUCGAGUUGCGAAGUAACCGUGUUCGAAUGUUCAUGCCAAAAGAUAAAGAUGCCUGGUUCAACAUUCUUCUACUGCACCAGAACCGUGUCCCCCAUGGUCCACAGCAAUUCGUCCCGGAGGGAAUGUUCGACGACAGCUUAGAUCUUGUCGUCUGGGGUCACGAACAUGACUGUCGCAUUGAUCCAGAACCCGUCGCAGGAAAGCGAUACCGUAUUACUCAACCAGGUUCGUCAGUGGCCACUUCCUUGGGCGAAGGCGAAUCGAUAGAGAAGCAUGUUGCACUUCUCGAAAUUUGUGGCAAGGAAUACAAGAUGGUUCCCAUCCCUCUGCGUACUGUGCGACCGUUUGUGGUAGAUGAAGUGUCGCUUGAAGCGGCAGCGGAAGACGAGGGAUUGGAUUUAAAUGACAAGAUGGCUGUCUCCAAGUUCCUGAAGAACAAGGUUAAUGAGCUGAUCCAAAGGGCCAACGACGUAUGGGAUGGGCGUAACGCGAAGGCUCUACAGGAAGGUGAUGAAGAGCUACCGCGCAUGCUUCCAAUCAUCAGACUGAAGGUCGACACCACUGGUGUCAGUGAAAUGUCGAAUCCAGUUCGAUUCGGACAGGAAUUCCAAGGUCUUAUAGCAAACCCACGAGAUGUCCUCGUCUUUCAUCGUGCUAAGCGUCCAACCCGUGGUGGCAAAGUAACCGCAGACCAGCCGGAACUCAGCAUCGAUGACCCGAGUCUGACUACCUCAGAGAAGCUCUCCCGUGUCCGUGUUCAGACUCUUGUGCAAGAGUAUCUGGCGGCUCAGGAGCUUCAAUUGUUGGGUGAGGCUGGGAUGUCCGACGCUAUUGAAUUGUUCGUGGACAAGGACGAUAUCCAUGCGAUUCAGAAUCAUGUCAGUACCGCCUUGAAGAGUCUAAUGAAGGGCGUGCAAACCACUGGAGGUGAAUUUGAAGAGGAAGACCUGGAAGAUAUUGUUGGCAAAGUCCGCGAGAAGCAUGAGAAAGACUACUUGGAGAAACACAACGGGGGAAGGAGCACAAAGUCCAAAGGCAAAGAGAAGGCAACAGACGCUGACCGUUCAGACGCGUCCGUGGAGUCUAUGAUGGAGGAAUUUGAUCUUGGUCCUUCCGAUAUUGACGAUCAAGAAUCUGAAGCUCCCCCUCCACCUAAGAAGACUGCCGCGCGGGCGAAGAAACCCGCCGCUGCGCCCAAGAAGGCUCCCGCGAAGGCCCCUGCAAGAGGUCGAGGGAAGAAAAAGGUUGUGUCAGAAGAUGAAGAAGACGAAGGUGAGGAAGACUAUGAGGAGCCGGAAGAAGAAGCACCAAAGAAACGAACAAACCGGGCAGCCGUCCUGAGUAAAACCACUACAACGAAGAGAGCACCAGCGAAGAAGACGGCCUCUUCGUCGAAGCAGGCUACUCUUUCCUUCGCCCCCUCUGGUAGAAGUUCGACGAGAGCGGCUGCGACUAGGGCCAAACGGAAAGUGGCUGAUAUUACAGAGAUAAGUGACUGACGGAAGCCUCGGUGUCGUUGUCUGCUAGUCGAUGCUAUCUGAAAGAUUCACGUUAUGCUGUCGUUAUUUCAAUCACGUUGCUUUCGUCUUGUAGAAUAUAAUGUUUGUUUCGUAUUGGGCAUAGAAACCUCACUUGUCGAGA